Messenger RNA from Caenorhabditis angaria, 4540 nucleotides. The record is from the annotation of a GenBank genome assembly. Lineage: Eukaryota; Metazoa; Nematoda; Chromadorea; Rhabditida; Rhabditidae.
AUGGACAGGUAAAUUCAGUUAGUUUUUUUUCAGUAAAAAGUACCUUUUCAGAGAAACUUUGAUUGAACAUGAAGACAAUGCGCGUAAAAAUGGAGGAUUCUUCAGUCUCGCUUAUAAAUAUACAACUCGUUGGGAAAAAUUCAUUAUUUUUAUUGGAACCAUAUUUUCAAUAUUAACCGGUUUUGCAACUCCAUAUAUGAGUUAUUGUUUUGUGAGUUUGUAUUUCAAGAUAUAAUUGAUAAAAAUUUUACAUUUCAGGGAAUAAUAACAUAUUCCAUAGUAAAAAUAACAACUGCAUUGAACAAUAAUACUUUGAGUAAGUGAUUUAUAGAAUAAUCAACAUCUGAAACUAAUGUAAAAUUUUUUAGCUCCCGCAGAAAUUGAUGAAGAUUUUAAAAUAUUUCAAUCGGAUAUGAACUUCGUAUCUCUGAAUUUCUUCUUGUGCGGAAUAUGUUAUUUGGUAUUUGGCUCUUUCCAAGCUUCCACAUUUCAUUAUGUUGGUGAAAAAUUUAUUCAUCGAAUCAGAAAUGCUUAUAUCAAAAAAAUUCUGCACAAAGAUGCAGUGUUUUUUGAUAAAACAACAACUGGGGAAUUGUCAAGUGUUCUGAACGAGUAAUAUUUCUUAUCUUUAUAAUUAACAUUAACUAGAGUGUAUCAUUUUUUUUAUUUCAGCAAUUUGGAGCGUCUCCGAGAAACUGUUAACGAGAAAAAUGGUUUGAUUUUUCAAUUUGUUACUGAAUUCCUCCUUGGCUUUGCUCUACCAUUCUGGCUCAAUUGGAAAUUAUCAUGUUAUGGUAUUCUUUUUGCACUGGCUGUUGCAAUGUCAGGGUUUAUAAAUUCCGCGAGUAUGGCAAAGCUUACAACCAAACAAAGUUAUUUUUAUAACAAGGCUGGAUCAAUUGCCCUUCAAGCUUUGAGCCUUUUCAAAACUGUAAUAUCAUUAAAUGGACAAUCAAUAGAAUUACAAAAUUAUGAGAAAACUUUGAAGCUUGGUGAGAAAAAUGGUAAUAAACGAGCAUUUUAUUUUGGAUUAUCUCGGUCGACUCAAUACUUUUUUGUGAAUUUGUUGAACUUUGUAAUUAUGUAUAUUGGAACAACAUUGAUGUAUGAUGGAACUUGUGAUGCGCAAACUAUUAUGCAACUUUUUAACAAUAUGUUGUUUGGGUCAUUUGCUUUGGCAGAAGCUUUUCCUCAUAUUUCAUUAUUUAUUAGUUCUUUAUCAUCUGCAAAGCCAAUCAUUGAUUUAUUGUCAACUGUAAGUUUAUAAAACUAGGUUUUAGCAUGAUCAUCUUUGAAUGAAAAAUCAACAUUUUUUUCAGGAUGAUGAUGAAAUUGAGAACCGGGACAACCCCAAAAUCUCCAAUAUCAACGGAAAAAUUACGUUUGAAAAUGUCACAUUCUCUUAUCCAAGUCGUCCAGAAACCCAAGUUCUCAAAAACAUCAGCUUUGAUAUAAAUCCAGGAGAUUGCAUUGCAUUAGUUGGUGCAAGUGGGAGUGGAAAGAGUAGCAUUAUUCAACUUCUGCUUCAUUAUUAUGAUGUAAUUUCUGGAAAAAUCAAAUUGGAUGGUCAUUCUAUAGAAGAUAUCAAUUUGAAUCAAUUAAGAAAUAUAGUUGGUGUAGUUUCACAAGAACCAAUUUUGUUCAACACAACUAUUGAGGAAAAUUUACGUUUUGGAAAAGAAAAUGCGUCCUUGAAUGAGCUUUAUGACGCGCUCAAAUUAGCAAACGCUUAUGAGUUUGUGUCAAAACUUCCAAAUAAAUUGAAAACAAUUGUUGGCGAAAGAGGAUCGCAGUUGUCUGGAGGUCAAAAACAACGGAUUGCAAUUGCUAGAACACUUUUGAGAAAUCCCACAAUACUACUGUUAGAUGAAGCAACAAGUGCAUUAGAUAAUGAAAGUGAACACCUUGUUCAAAAAUCCCUUGACAAAGUGAGUAUAACAUAUUAAAAUAAUUUGUAAAAAUUCUUUCUAGGCAUCUGAAGGUCGAACAACAAUCGUUGUGGCUCAUCGACUUUCAACAAUACGAAAUGCUCAUAAAAUUAUUGUUAUGGAUAAAGGUGAAAUUGUAGAGGUUGGAGAUCACAAUUCAUUGAUGCAAAUUGGUGGUGUUUAUGCGAGUUUGACAGAAGCACAAUUGAUGGAAUCAAAUGAUCAAGAAGAUAAUCGAUUUGGAAGGCAGAUAUCUGAAAAACAAAAUGAGCAUAAUUUGAAUGAAGGAAUUGGCUGUGAAGAUCAGGAUACAGAUGAGAUGGAAAGACUGAACAAAGAAUUAGAAUCUGAAAAUAUCAGCAAAUCGAAUCUUUUUCAAAUCUUGCGGCAAUGUAAACCUGAUAUAUUCAUACUUAUUUUGGCGUUCAUUGUGAGCGCAGCACAAAGUAUUUGUUAUCCAGCAUUAGCACAACUUAUCGCAGAGGUUAACAACGCAUAUGCAAAACAGGGUGAUGAAUUAUUAUAUUACGGGCAUUUUUGGUCCCUUAUGUUUAUUCCACUUGGUACAUUCCGUGCAAUUACUUUAUUCUUGCAAUAUUAUUUGUUUGGAAAAGUAUCGGAGCAACUAUCAACACGUCUUCGCAUUAAAUCAUUUGCUCAUCUUAUGAAACAACCAUGUCAAUUUUUCGAUGAUCCGAAACAUUCUGCUCUCAAAUUAUCAAUUAGAUUGAACACCGACGCUUCAAAUGUAAAAGCUGCUGUUGAUCCAAGACUCGGAAGUUUGAUAAUGACUGUAUCUGCUAUUUUUAUUGCUAUUGCAUCUUCGGUUUGGAUCAAUUGGAAAAUGACUGUACAAAUGCUGAUGCUUUGCCCUUUUUUGUUCAUCGCUGAAUAUUUUUAUACAAAAUCACACGAGAAUUCGACAAAAGAGGAUUCAAUGUGCUUUGAGAAUAGUAACAAAACAACAGUUGAAGCCAUCGAGAAUAUUCGAACUGUAAGAUCUUUGAAUAUUGAGAAUAGAAUGAUUAAUAUAUCAAUUUCACAUGUUCAAAAAGUAAUAUCGCAAAAUCUGAAAAGAUCUAUAAUUCAAGGAUGUGCGUGUGGUUUAUCCUUUGCAACUUUUUGUUUUGUAUAUGCAAUCGCGUUAAAAUUCGGAGCAUGGUUAGCAAUACGACGCGAGAUAUAUCCAAUUGAUGUGUACCGAAUAAUUAUGUGUUUAGCGAUGACUGCUAAUACAGCUGGAAAUGCACUUAUCUAUGUACCGGAUUACAAAAAAGCAAUCCGGGCAGCUGCUUUGAUUUUUAAACUCUUCACAUAUCCCGCAACCAUGGAUUGGCAAAACACAACAAUAAGUGGUAAUAAUAUUGAAGUGGGGGAUAUUGAAGCAAAUGAUGUUUGUUUUAAUUACGGUGAAACAACUGUUCUUAAUGGCAUUAACUUCAAAGUAAGUGCGAUUUUUGAUGGUUGAAAAAUUGUGUUUGAUUUUUAGGUGACAAGUGGAAAAAGUUUGGCGCUAGUUGGAUCUUCAGGAUGUGGAAAAUCAACUAUUAUUUCAUUGUUAGAAAGAUUUUAUCACAUUUCAGAUGGUUCUUUGGUAAGUUUUGUAUACUUUUUGGAUUACUUUGAAUGGAACCAGAAAAACUAGAAAUGUUUUUUCUGAUGCUCAAUUCAAAAAAUUUCCGUAUUGUUAAUUCCAUACAACAUCAAACAAAAUGUUUUUCAUUCCGUCGUAAAAAAUUUGUUGAUAAAAAAGUGUUGGAAUAAUAUAGUUUACAACCUACUGAUAAGCCUUGAAACCAUAAUGAUUAAAAAACUUUUUCCGGAGUCCUUAAAGAGAAUAUUUCAUAAUUUCAGAAAAUCGAUAAGCAUGAAAUUGAAGACAUUGAAAUUCAAACUUUGCGAUCUAACAUUGCAAUUGUGUCGCAAGAACCGACACUUUUCAAUUUGACAAUUGAAGAAAAUUUAUUAUAUGGAUUGACAAGAGCCGUUCCCAAAAUUGAGAUAGAAAAUGCGUUGAAAACUGCCAAUGCUUAUGAUUUUUGUAUGAAUUUCCCGAUUGGUUUGGAGACUUUUGUUGGUGAACGGGGAGCGCAAUUAUCCGGAGGACAAAAACAAAGAAUUGCGAUUGCUAGAGCGAUUUUGAGAAAUCCGAAAAUUCUAUUGUUAGAUGAGGCGACGAGUGCGUUAGACAGUGAAAGUGAAAAGGUUGGUUGUACUUUUGGAAUGAAAUAAAAUGGGAGAGGAAUUGGUUUUUUAAUAACUAAUGAGUUUGCAGGUUGUUCAAGAAGCUUUAAAUAAUGCGAGUAGACAACUGACAACAAUUAUUGUGGCUCAUAGACUUUCGACAAUUGUGAAUUCUGAUUCAAUUGCUGUUCUAAAAGACGGAGUUAUUACGGAGCAAGGUAAAAAAUGAAUAUUUGGGAAUGAGUGUAUUUUUUUAUAUUUUUAAAAACACUAUAAAAUUCAGUUUACCGCCUUUACAAAAGAUAUCUUUCUGAAAACUUCCAAUCCUAAUUUUUGCAGGUACGCACUCGGAGUUAUUGAGGUUAAAUGGAAUCUACACUAAUCUAGUUCAAAAAUCGCAAAUUCUCUCCACCUCAUCGAAAUCUUGA